Penicillium olsonii is the source of this 906-nucleotide messenger RNA. The record is from the annotation of a GenBank genome assembly. NCBI's taxonomy places the organism in Eukaryota, Fungi, Ascomycota, Eurotiomycetes, Eurotiales, Aspergillaceae.
AUGACUAGUCAUGGCUUCUCUUCAUCCUUUGUGGAGACCCUAGCGGGAUUCACAGCAGGAGUCGCGUCGACUCUCACCUUGCAUCCACUGGACAUGGUCAAGACAAGGCUACAAGGCGAGUCUCGCUCACUUCAUUCCAUUCGCAUCGUCCGCGAGGUCUUUCAUCGUGAGGGCGGCUUUGCCGCCUUCUAUCGGGGACUCACCCCAAAUGUGAUAGGAAAUUCUACGAGCUGGGGUCUGUACUUCUUGUGCUACAGCAGUUUGAAAGAAACUGUGCGGGAGUACCGCGAGCAAAGGGGGCAGAUCCUCUUGUCGUCGGACUACUUUCUGUCCUCCGGUGGUGCAGGUGCCCUCACCUCGGUGCUCACUAACCCGGUCUGGGUCAUCAAAACCCGUAUGCUGUCCACAGGCUCUCAGGCCCCCGGCGCAUAUUCCUCGUUUGUAUCCGGGGCAAGGCAGAUAUACCGCGCGGAAGGUAUCCCCGGCUUUUAUCGGGGCUUGGUGCCUGCUUUGUUUGGAGUCAGUCACGGGGCCCUUCAGUUCAUGGCGUAUGAGCAGUUGAAGCUCCUCAGGUCGCGGUCGAAGGAAGCUGAAUCGUUGGGGCAAGGGCGAACUGUCGAUCGACGGUUAAGCAAUGUGGAUUUCUUUGCCAUUUCCAGUCUUUCAAAGGUGUUUGCAGGGAGUGUUACCUAUCCUUAUCAAGUGAUCAGGUCCCGAUUGCAAACCUACGAGGCCCGAGUAGUCUACCGCGGGGCUUGUGAUGUCCUCUCUCAGGUAUGGACUCGGGAGGGCCUGGCGGGCUUUUACAAAGGUCUCGGGCCGAACCUGUUCCGUGUCCUCCCUAGUACUUGGGUGACAUUCUUAGUAUACGAAAAUACAAAGGGCUAUAUCUCUAGUCUUAUAUGA